AGAACCUCCAGACCAGACUUCUGGAAGGCAUUAGGAGCCAGCCAGAAGCAAAAGCAGCAUGGAGCUGAACAGUAUGGCACCCCCCACAGCCGAGGGCCACCGCAACGCUGGCUUCCAGGAUGAAGAAGACUUUUCUAAAAACCAGAACAUGUCAGAAAACAACAACUCGAUUAGGAGCAGAGCUGUGCAAAGUGGGGCUCAUGUCAACACCAAACAGGGUGAAGAACAUGUUGCCAUUGAGCAGGAUUCUCCAAGAAACAAAGAUGAUGUGGAGGAUGACCAAGAGACGCAUGAGAAAGGGUGUUUGGAAAGGAAGUACGAUAUAGUUUGUGAUUUUUGUAGGAAACACAAAACCAUUCUUCGGUAUAUCAUCUGGGGCAUUUUGUUAGCAGGUUAUCUGGCAAUGGUGGUUGCAGCCUGCAUGCUGAACUUUCAGAGAGCCCUUCCUCUUUUUGUGAUCACUGUGGCUGCCAUCUUCUUUGUUAUCUGGGAUCACCUGAUGGCCAAAUAUGAACAUCAAAUUGAUGAGCUCCUAUCUCCUGGCAGGAGGCUUCUGGACGGCCACUGGUUCUGGCUGAAGUGGGUGAUUUGGAGCUCCCUGAUCCUAGCAAUUAUCUUCUGGCUGAUCUUGGACACUGCCAAGAUGGGCCAACAGCAUCUAGUGUCCUUCGGGGGACUCGUCAUGUACCUAGUCCUGCUAUUUCUGUUUUCUAAGCACCCAACCAGAGUUUACUGGAGACCUGUCUUCUGGGGAAUUGGCUUACAGUUUCUUCUUGGACUCUUGAUUUUAAGGACUAAUCCUGGAUUUAUAGCUUUCGAUUGGUUGGGCAAACAAGUUCAGACUUUUCUGGAGUACAGUGAUGCUGGUGCUUCCUUUGUCUUUGGAGAGAAAUACAAAGACCACUUCUUUGCAUUUAAGGUCCUGCCCAUCGUGGUUUUCUUCAGCACCGUGAUGUCCAUGUUGUACCACCUCGGAUUGAUGCAGUGGGUUAUUAGAAAGGUUGGAUGGGUAAUGCUAGUUACUAUGGGAUCAUCUCCUAUUGAAUCUGUAGUUGCUGCUGGCAAUGUGUUUGUUGGACAAACAGAGUCUCCUCUGCUGGUCCGACCUUACUUACCCUACGUCACCAGGUCUGAACUCCACGCCAUCAUGACGGCUGGCUUCGCUACAAUUGCUGGAAGCGUCCUAGGUGCAUACAUUUCUUUUGGGGUUCCAUCCUCCCACCUGUUAACGGCUUCCGUUAUGUCAGCACCCGCAUCACUGGCUGCUGCUAAACUCUUUUGGCCUGAGACAGAAAAACCUAAAGUAACCCUCAAGAAUGCCAUGAAAAUGGAAAGUGGUGACUCGAGGAAUCUCCUAGAAGCUGCGACGCAGGGAGCAUCCUCAUCCAUCCCUCUGGUGGCAAACAUCGCUGUGAAUCUGAUUGCCUUCCUGGCCCUGUUGUCUUUUGUGAAUUCUGCCCUGUCCUGGUUUGGAAACAUGUUUGAUUACCCACAGCUGAGUUUUGAGCUGAUUUGCUCCUACGUCUUCAUGCCCUUCUCCUUCAUGAUGGGGGUGGACUGGCAGGAUAGCUUCCUGGUUGCCAAACUCAUAGGUUAUAAGACAUUCUUCAAUGAAUUUGUGGCCUAUGAGCACCUCUCAAAAUUGAUCAAUUUGAGGAAAGAGGCUGGACCCAAAUUUGUGGAUGGUGUGCAGCAAUAUAUGUCGAUUCGGUCUGAGAUAAUCACCACAUAUGCUCUCUGUGGUUUUGCCAAUAUUGGUUCCCUAGGAAUAGUGAUCGGCGGACUUACAUCCUUAGCUCCUUCCAGAAAGCGUGACAUCGCCUCAGGGGCAGUGAGAGCUCUGAUCGCGGGGAGUGCCGCCUGCUUCAUGACAGCCUGCAUUGCAGGUAUACUCUCCAGCACUCCCAUGGACAUCAACUGCCAUCAUAUUUUAGAGAUUCCCUUCAAUUCCAGUUUACCUAGAAACACAACCAACGUGAUGUCUUGUUGCCAAACUCUAUUGAGCAGCACUAUUGUCAAGAGUCCUGGUGAGGUCAUCCCAGGAGGAAACCACAGCCUGUAUUCUUUGAAGGGUUGCUGCAAAUUGCUGAAUCCAUCAACAUUUAACUGCAGUUGGAUCCCUCCUACAUUUUGAGUUCAGCCACUUCUCCAGUGGGAAUCUGAGUACACAUGCUGGAUUUUCUGUUUUGGAAAGGGAAAAAAAAAAAAAAAAAAAACUGUUGCUUACAGAUUGAUACUUCCAUCAUGGAUCCACUUUAAUUGCAAGGAAAGAAGAAAAGCCAGAGUGAACCCUUCAGAACUCCAACAUCUUCAUCCUACUUCCUUGUUCCUCUCCUGCCCGUCCCUUCCCUACUGAGAAUACUAUGAUGUCCCAAAGUGAGGUCAAUUCCUGUCCCAAAGAUGUUUUACAACCUUAGAUUUUCAAGUCAUUUCACUAGAACACAGGUUUAAAUGGUGGCUCCCAACCACUGGGCUAUCUCACACACACCCACUUGGUAUGCUAAAUGAUCUCUAUAUAGUCCAGGGUAAUUCAUUUUAAACACAUCUCUGGGGAAGUCACUUAGCAUACACCCUUGCAUACUUGAAAUAUCCUGAACAUGAAUAUCACAUGAAGAAAAACUAAUCAUCCACCACCUACUGAUUGGCUGCCCUUGGAAAGUCCUGAAGAAAUCAAGAGUCCUUCAGGAGAAUACACAGAACAUACCAAAAGCAGGAUUUAAAUAAAUCCCUUCCACUUAGAGAGUUCUGUCAGUCAGCUUAAGCUAAAUUAUGCUGUACUAACAAGCGACCCCAAAACCUCAAUUGUUUAUAACUUUAUUUUUCACUAAUGUUACA
Molecule: messenger RNA, 2835 nt
Organism: Nycticebus coucang (slow loris)
Lineage: Eukaryota; Metazoa; Chordata; Mammalia; Primates; Lorisidae
Gene: SLC28A3
Product: solute carrier family 28 member 3
Exons: 18
Coding region: 59-2134 (691 amino acids)
Biological process (GO): pyrimidine nucleoside transport; purine nucleoside transmembrane transport
Cellular component (GO): membrane
Molecular function (GO): purine-specific nucleoside:sodium symporter activity; pyrimidine- and adenosine-specific:sodium symporter activity
Source: RefSeq, a predicted model, not a curated record